Messenger RNA from Vitrella brassicaformis, 2788 nucleotides. Lineage: Eukaryota; Vitrellaceae. The record is from the annotation of a GenBank genome assembly.
CCACUUUCACGCCUCCACACCCCCACGUCCAACAUCAAAUACACACACCAUCCGAUGGACUAGACUAAUCAAUCAGCACAACAAACAAAGCGAUUUGACAAACACACACAAUUCACACACACGCGACAAGGUAAGGAAGGGACGGGACGUACACAAAAACGGGACGUACACAAAAAGCGGCAGGCAGGCAGGCAGGCAGGCAGGGAAAAACAAACUUCUUCACUUGUCUGUCCUUCACUUGUCCACCUGCCCAUUCAGGAAAGGACAUCCCCCCACCCGCACACCCGCCCCAGCAGCAGCAGCAGCGCUGCCCUUGUCCCUCCCCGUCACUGGGCAGGACCCCUCCACGCCCCCCAUCAUCAUCAGCAUGGGGCACCCACCCAGGUGUAUUUCCUUGGCGUUGGCGGCGGUGGUGGUGGUCUCCUGCUCCGUCUCGCCCUCGCCCUCGCCCUCUUCCUCUUCCUCCUCCUCACACACCUCCUUGACCAAAUCCGACAUCACAUUCUCAAUAUUGGCAGAGAUGGUUGUGAUGCUCCGCUUGAACACCGCCUGUGGGCUGCUCUCAAUCUGCUGCCACAGGCUGCUCUCAAGCUGCUGCAGCUGAUGCGGUGUGUUGCCCACGGUAGUCACCGCCCGCUUGACCAUCUGGGUGAGCGCCUCCGAGCGGGCCGCUGAUGGCUUCCGUGAGCUCUUGCGCGAGAACGACCGGGUCAUCGACUUGGUGAUGGUCUUCUGGAUGCUCUCCGGCAUGUCGAUGUCGAGAGCCGACAGGGCGCUCUUGAAGGAGGCGCACUGCAGGGUGGCGACCGAGGCGGGUGUCUCAUCUGGUGGGGUGUGUGGAGUGGAGGGGGUGGGGGGCGUGGGGGCGGGCAGGGCGUCGGCCUCAUCGGCAGCCACCGACCAGAAGGCGAAGGUGCUGGCUGACGGCAGCACCGCGGGAAGGCGCUCGAGCACCGCCUCGAUCCACAGCCACAGCUCGCUCUUCUCGGGGCUCGUCUUGUCCUUUUUGGGGCCAAAAGCCGAACCCUGCCUUUGCAGCUUGGCCUUGAGCGCCCGAGCGCCCUUGGCGAGGUCGAGGUCAGCCGCUCUCUCCGCCAUGCUCUCCGUGAACUGGUUGAACAUCUGCAGGAAGGAAUCCAGGCAGACACACAUACGCCAUCCACAGAUCAUCCAUCCGUGACAUGUGUGGCUUUGCUGCAGACUGCACGCACCUGGCGAGGCACAUCCUGUGUGUGGUCAUACUGCGUCCCGGCAGAGAACUCCCUGUUCCUGGUGGAGAAUGCCUGCAGGUAGGCGAAGGCUUUGCGCCUAUGGCCACCGAGGAAGCCGUUGAUGUAGGUGUCGACCACGUCCUGGUACAGCGACGACAGCUCGCUGUCCUUCGGCUGGCUCAACACAAACUCCCUGCACACACACACACAGAGUCAUACAGAAUGCCACAUCCGCUAGCCACAGUUGCUCACUCACUGACCUCAGCUGCGGGCCGCCCUCCACGGCGUUGAUAAAAUCCACAUGGUUGGGCUGCAGCAGAGGGCGUGUGCGGUGGACGACGCUGCCCAGCUCGCUCUUAAAGUUCUGUCGGCCCAGGAAGGCGUCCAGCAGAUGGAUGGUCGGAUGCUGAGGGCCAGAUGGACCGAAGUGACCGCCGUAACCCACCGUCAGCUUCGCAACGCUCAAGUGCCACACCUUUGGAGGCACCACCCUGACGACGUGACGAGAGAACAGAUGAGAUGAGGUGACACGACGCUCUCGGUGCGGUGCAGGCUUUGAUUUUUUCUCAUACUGCUCACUUGUGGGUAAUGCGUGCAAAUGCGUCGCUCAUCCGCUCGAUGGACGUCAGCAUGGCAGGGAGCAGAGCCUUGACAGCGGCAACGUCACCUGAGGCAACAGCCUGACACCAACAAUCCCGCCACACACACACACACAGACAACGAUGGGCCAACCACUCUCACCACCCUCGGCCCUCCCCUCUCACACACGUACCUUCUGGCAGUCGACCACAAGCCCAGGCAGAUCGGCGGUCGCGAGGUUCAUGUCCGUCGUGGCACAAAAGAAGUGGAACUCGGUGGUCUCGCGUAUGCGUCGGGUCUCCUCGUCCUCGCCCUCCAUCAGCCCGGAGCACACGGGGGUGUCGAGCAUCAGCGCGUCCUUGGGGAUCUCCCACGCCUGCGCCCCCACAUACUGCUGCACCAGCGACGGCUGCAGGGAGGUGUUGUUGAGGCAGAGGUCCGCCAACGUGCAGUAGUUGAGCGUGUGCAGCCGCGAGCUGAUCUCCUGCAUCGGCUGCUCCAGAGAGGGCGGGAAGUGCGUCGACUGUUUCCACAACUCCGACAUGCCGUCGUCGCGGCGGCCCUCAUCGACGUACGCCUGGGCAAUGGUGUAGAGGAGCGACUUGGCCUUCAAGAGAGCGAGACCGUCAAGAUGGCCAGUCUGCUCAAUCGGCAUCCGCGCCACAGUCUCGCGAAGCUUGCCGUCGGCGUACAGCUGGGCCACACGCGGCCGGAGGGCCACCCAUGAGGCGGGCAGCACGUCGUCCUUCACCUCGUCGUAGGAGAUCAGAUCGACAUUGAAGCCCCUGCACACACAACACACACACACACACAAGCGGAGGGAUGAGAUCUGUCUGUUGGCACUGCUCAUCUCUUACCAUGUUCUACUGAGGGGCCCUCGGACGAUGUCACUACUGUCUAGAAUCUGCUGAGCCGUGGCCGACAUGACUCACCGAAACAACUACACUCUACCAACCGGUUCGUGUAUUGGCAAUCGAACAAAAAUGCAGCGGGAUGCU